AUGCCCUUGCGUCAGUUCCGAGCUCCUUCCAUUCAUACAGCAGCUCCUCAUGAAGCGAGAGACUUGGCGAGUCAGGGCUGCUGCAAAAGUCUUGUCUCAAUGGACACGAUGGAUGCGUCCCUCAAGCUGGACGUGGCACUCCUGGACAACAGUCUCGUCAAACCAAGACCACCUCACUCCGUACCGAUGUAUUCAUAG
This is a messenger RNA of Peronospora matthiolae, 198 nucleotides long. Lineage: Eukaryota; Oomycota; Peronosporomycetes; Peronosporales; Peronosporaceae. The record is from the annotation of a GenBank genome assembly.